Dracunculus medinensis (Guinea worm) is the source of this 888-nucleotide messenger RNA. Lineage: Eukaryota; Metazoa; Nematoda; Chromadorea; Rhabditida; Dracunculidae. The record is from the annotation of a GenBank genome assembly.
CUAAGUAUUCCAACAAUGAAAAUGGACAGAGUUUGGUUUGAUCCGAGCGUUGGAAAUUCUCAUGGACAAUCAAAUGUUGAUGAGAGGCGAUGGAAGGAUUUGUUGAUUAAUUAUAGAUCAACAAAAAAACUUCGGUUUCCACGAAUUUGCCGGCCAAAGAGACUUUUGCGUUUCUUACUUGAGGAUUGGUUAUUUCUAGCAGUACUUGGAAUAAUAAUGGCUCUAUUGUCGCUUUUUGUCGAUUAUGCUAUCGAUAAACUUUUCAUUGCUCAUCUAUUAUUAAUGAAAUACGCGAAAGAGUUAGGUAAUAAAAUUAUUGGCGAACUCCUUCUUCCUUUUACGUCUUGGCUAUCAUUUUCCACAUUACUCCUGACGCUUUCGCUUUUUGGUGUUCAUUUUUUUGCACCGCAGGCGAUCGGUUCGGGAGUACCUGAAAUGAAGACGAUUCUUCAAGGAGUCGCUCUAAAUGAAUAUUUAACUGUCAAUACUCUUAUUUUCAAAACAUUCGGUUUGGCUUUUGCCAUAGGCAGUGGAAUUCCAAUAGGCAAAGAGGGGCCUUUUGUUCAUAUCGGUUCUAUUGUUGCAAGUUUAUUGAGUAGGCUGGUACGAAAUUUUCAAUCAGCCUACGUUAACGAAUCGAGGAAUUGUGAAUUAUUGGCUGCAGGAUGUGCCGCGGGUGUUGCUAGUACUUUCGGUGCUCCAGUUGGGGGUGUAUUAUUUUCUAUUGAAGUUACAACUGCUUAUUUUGCUGUGCGUGACUAUUGGCGAGGAUUUUUUGCUGCAGCAUGUGGAUCAGCCUUAUUUACUCUUCUUCGUUUGACUCGUUCACCAGAAGGUAAAAUGAUACAAAUGGGAGAAAUCGAAAUGAUUUUUCUAGUCUUUGCAUGA